ACCUUCAUUGUGGCGGCAUACGAUAGCCAAGGUUAUCUUGCGCCCGAAUUUGACCUCGAUUACCAGUCGUCGCCACUUUAUUCGUACUCAGCGUCGACUGUAUCUGAGCAGACACUCCUUGGUGAUCAGCAAUUCACCCCGCCCAACUACCACGCCAGUGAAUACAGCCCUCGACCUCCCAAUCGGCCCAGGACCGGCGGGCAGAACAAACCACUGGAAGUCAAGGGAGGGGCAAGAAACACUAUUCAAAUGCCGACGCCUGAACCUGCGGCGGAUGCUGCAGAUGGCAUUGCAGCAACAGCUGCUGCCAACAAGCCGAAGCGGGUACGGACCGGGUGCUUGACCUGCAGAGAGCGUCACUUGAAGUGUGAUGAAGGUCUGCCGAAUUGUCAAAAUUGUCGAAAGUCCAGCCGCAUCUGCAAGAGGGGGGUGCGUCUGAACUUUAUCGAUACGACAGUAAAAUCCCCACCUAUGAUUCCACCAACGGCCGAUUGGAAAGUACAUUUUCAAGACGACUCUCGAGAAAUUGCUUCCGAAUACAGAGGUGGUCGAAGUCGCUAUGCUAAGUUCGACCAACAAAGCAUAACUCCUCCACAAGAACAUCCAGUUGAAUACCCUGCCCGACCUAUAAUUCGAGAUCCUUUUGGGGGAGAAGGCAACAACGCACUGCCUCCAAUACAACAACACAAUGUGUUUCAUACGCAUAAUAGACUCGCUGUCAACCAAGACACUGUUCAUUCAAGACAGAACAACCGCCAUCAUUCCCACACAGGCAGUGAUGAAUCUUAUUUAGCUGCACCUUCUUCAGCGACAUUUAAUAACCCCGAACAGCAGACGCCGACCCCACCAAAUGAACCCGGUCGCUGUCUGAAUACACAGGAUGAGGUUCUAUACAUGCAGGUGUUUGUGGAAGAAGUCGGCCUAUGGAUGGACAGUAUGGAUUCCAAUAAGCAUUUUUCCAGGCUUCUACCCUUCCACGCAUUGCGCGAGCCAAUGUUGCUUAACGCUUUCCUUGCAUGUGGUGCUCGACAUCUGACUCUAGUCAAUCCUGUGUAUCAAGAAGACAAGGCCCUUUUCUACUAUGAUACAGCAACCACCCAAUUACUACGGGCUUUACAAAAUCCGGAUAGAGAUACGGACGUUUGUGCGACAACGGCGGUCAUAUUGAAUGUGUAUGAAAUCAUGUCAGAGCGUGCAAUGCAACGUAUGAAUCACAUCGCAGGAGCACGAGCUCUGAUUAAGGAGUGUGGUUGGAAUGCGAGAAGCACAGGAAUUGGAGCAGCAUGCUUUUGGUUGAACGUUGGCAUGGAAUUGUUGAGUUGCCUUCAUUUUAAUUGGAAAUUGGCAUGGGAACCAGACCAGUGGGGCGUGGAUAUGGACUUCCACCAGGAGACGGAGUUUGGAAAAGAAGAGGUGUGGGUUCAUCGGAUGCUCUACCUCGUGGGGAAGAUCGCCAACUUUCGGGCUUCGAUACCACGUUUCCGGGAAGCCUUGCCACAUGACGAAAACAUCCGACUUCAAGCCAGAGCAUCGGAAUGGGAGAGACUUAAGGAUCUAUGUGACAGUUGGAACGAGAAGAUACCUCGCACGAUGCAACCAAUGGCUUACUUGUCCCCCACGCAAAAUGCCUCGAAAUCCGCUUUCCCGGAAGUCUGGUUGAUUAAACGUGCCACAAUCGUUGGACGGUUGUUCUACCAUACCGCAAUGUGUCUCCUUCCACAAAUCCAUCCUUUGAUGCCUAAGGAGGUCGAUGAAUUGCGUAAAAUGCAGUUGCAUCACGCCCAUCAAAUUUGCGGUAUCGUUGCACAUGUCAAAGACAGAGGUGUUGCUAGCGUUGCACUACGUUCCCUCGCCAUUGCGGCAGAAUGCCUUGUAAUUCGUCGAGAACAAGAAGAGGUCCUUGAUAUUUUCGAGAAGAUCCGCGCAGAAACAGGCUGGAAGGUUGGCUUUCUCCACAAUGAGCUGAAGACGAAGUGGGGUUGGCAGCAAGAGGAUCAGAUGCAGCAGCAAAUGGCGGCGCAGCAGAACUCGUUGGCUCAAUUUUUCUCAAAUUCAUCACAAGUUCCUCCUGUAAGCCUGCCACCGGCUCCACCUCCAUCUAUGCCUAUGCCAAGUCGGAUACAAAAUCCGUUGGAGAGGGCAGAUUUUUCGCUGCCGAAUCACCCUUACCAACACGACUAUCGACCUCCAAAUUCACACAACCACUUUGCUCACAACUAUGUAUGA
This is a messenger RNA of Lachnellula hyalina, 2226 nucleotides long. RefSeq names its product Adhesion and hyphal regulator (gene AHR1). The record is from RefSeq and is a predicted model, not a curated record. The transcript is spliced from 3 exons. Gene Ontology annotation, biological process: positive regulation of transcription by RNA polymerase II. NCBI's taxonomy places the organism in Eukaryota, Fungi, Ascomycota, Leotiomycetes, Helotiales, Lachnaceae. The annotation marks the transcript as partial. Gene Ontology annotation, molecular function: DNA-binding transcription factor activity, RNA polymerase II-specific; zinc ion binding; transcription cis-regulatory region binding. Gene Ontology annotation, cellular component: nucleus.